This is a messenger RNA of Trichosporon asahii var. asahii CBS 2479, 2457 nucleotides long. RefSeq names its product MYT1 kinase. Gene Ontology annotation, biological process: protein phosphorylation. The coding region runs from base 1 to 2457 and encodes 818 amino acids. The transcript has a single exon. The record is from RefSeq and is a predicted model, not a curated record. Lineage: Eukaryota; Fungi; Basidiomycota; Tremellomycetes; Trichosporonales; Trichosporonaceae. Gene Ontology annotation, molecular function: ATP binding; protein kinase activity.
AUGCAGGAGAGCCCCGACAGCCCCUCGCUCCUGAUCGACGACGAUGAACCGGCCCUGAUGACACCCGUUGCGCCCCCGCAGCCUGCUUUGUUUACUCUUCGCCCAUCUCAGUCAGAGACCAACAACAACUCUUCUUCGUGGUCUAUGGGAUCACGCUCAAGGAUCCCCCGCCUCAACAUCACGAACGCUCUCCGACGAGGUUCCAAGGACAGGAACGGCCUCCCCCAGAAGAAGCCUGUCUCUCUCGGCGAUUUGCAGGUCGACAAGAUGAACGACUCUCCCUUCGGUGCCGCCUUCAUCCACGCCCGCAAGGCGCGAUCGUCGCUCGGUAACACUGGACGGCAUCGCCGCUCGUCCAUCACCGACCGCAAUGAGCAGUCAAUCUCCCGCUCCAUCGGCCACAAGUCCGGUCUCUCCCUGUCCCUCUCCGGUGGCCUUCCUCCUCCUGAACUCAGCCAUUCAAACACGUCAAUUUCGUCCCUGUCCACAUCCAGCUCCAGCACUACCCCUCCCAUCACAUCCACCCCACGCUUCGAGGACGUCAAGCCAAAUCCGGAGGUUUUCGAGGCUGCGUCGUCAGGCUUCAGCCUCAGGCAAAAGUUCAGGCCGCGAGACUCUGUCGGCUCCACAUCUUUCGACGAGCAGAAAAUGCCCCCUCCGUCGGUGAUUCGUCCCAGCACGAUGGCCAAGUCGCAGAGCCUGUUGAUCGGCUCAUCCGCCAAACGUGCCCGCCCUCUCGGGAGCCGAAGCGGCCUGGGUGGUCAGGCUGGUGAAGGCAGGGGGUCUGGCGAGCAUGACCGGUUUGACUUCCUGUGCGAUGGUGUAUCUAGCUUCGGCUUCCAGCCCCUGGAGGAGAAGCCUUCGAUGCCUGAUACGCCAGUGAAGCGUCACAGCUUCACCCACGCCCACGGAUCGGCUGGUCGCAUGUCCUUGUCCAACUCGCUGCCCGCCAUGCCCGCGCCGGCGGACAUGGGCUUGGGCUCGAGCAUGAUGCCUCCGCCGUCCGUCCGCAAGCCUCCCGCCCUUGUCGUUACCAUGACUUCGUCUCCCGGCGAUGCAACAGACACCGAUCAGUCCAGCCCGUCAAACCGUCUUGGCUCUUCGAAGAAGCCCACAUCUCUGAAGGAGAAGCGUGCAUCCCUCGGCCUGCUGCGGCGCGUAAGUGACGCAACUGAAGGUCUCAGCAGCGAGGAGGACUCGACGCCUACGAAGGGUACUGGAGGCCGCGGCAGCUUAGCUCGUAAGUUGUUCGCUUCACAGCGUGCGCUGACUUUAGCGAAUGAGAUGUCGCCUUCGCCUGCGCGAUUCUUACCGGCGUCUGUCCCCCGCGAUGCUGCGGUUAUCCCUCGCCUGUCGCUGCCCGAGUUCACAGGCUCGACUAAGGACCGCGCCGACCGUGCUCGACGCAUGCGACACCGCCAGUCUCACCCUGUCGCUUCGCCCAUUCUCCCCGUCGAGGAGGACAUCUUCGAGUCCCGCUUCGUGGUGAUGAACCCGCUCGGUAAAGGUGCCUUCUCGUCCGUACUUCAGGUGAAGGAGCGCUACGGCGACGGCGUCUUCGCCGUGAAGAAGACCCGUGGAGUGUUCGACGGCAUCAAGGAUCGCCUCCGCCACCUCGAGGAGGUCGACAUUCUCCGUCUCCUCUCCAAGAACCCCAACGACCACGUUAUCAAGUUUGAAGACGCCUGGGAGCAGAAUAGGCAACUGUAUAUCCAGACUGAAGCUUGCGUUGGGUCUCUGGCCGCCUUCCUCCAAGUCUACGGCCAUGAGAAUGAGCGUCUCGACGAGGGCCGUGUGUGGAAGAUGGUCCGUGAUCUGGCCGAUGGCUUGAACCAUCUGCACUCGAACGGUGUGAUCCACUUCGACAUCAAGCCCGACAACAUUCUCGUGGGCGCCGACCGCAGCCUGAAGAUUGCCGAUUUCGGUCUCGCUACGCGAUGGCCGCGUGUCUCGCCCGCGGAGAUCAUUGCCGGCUCUGGACUCGGCGGUUCGAUCGGCGACGGCCGGGAGGAGAAGCUCGAGCGCGAGGGCGACCGUGUCUACAUGCCGCCGGAGAUGCUUCGUGGUGUCUUUGUCAUGGCUGCCGACAUCUUCAGCUUUGGUCUCGUCAUCCUCGAGAGCGCCAUGAACAUUUACCUGCCGGAUGGUGGUGCUGGCUGGCACGCCCUGCGCGAGGACAACUUCUCCUGGCUUGACCUGUCCCCAUUGUCUUCUGCCCUUGUCGACCUCAUCACAAACUGUCUCAGCUCCAACCCCGACUCGCGACCGACCAUCCAGACGAUCAGCGAGCACCCGAUCGUGAAGCGCUCAUGGACUGGCGGCCCUGCGCUCGCUCCCGAGGACCCGCGCUGGCUGCACACCGUCCUUGCCGGAUACGCCGUACCCCCUACGCCCUUGCCCCGAACGAUUACCGAGUCAAUCGACGGCGAGGGCGACGUCGUCAUGGGCGAUGCCUAG